Molecule: messenger RNA, 713 nt
Organism: Parathielavia appendiculata
Lineage: Eukaryota; Fungi; Ascomycota; Sordariomycetes; Sordariales; Chaetomiaceae
Exons: 1
Coding region: 108-581 (157 amino acids)
Source: RefSeq, a predicted model, not a curated record
AGACCGGGAUGGCAUGCUCUCUCUCCGGCUGCGCUGACGCUUCCACUGAUGGCGUGGGAUCCGGACCAGCGGCCGGUCCGUGAAGAAGCUCGAGCUGGUAGUAUCCCAUGCUGAACGACCGGACGGAGCUGGAGGAGGGAAGUCCGCUGGCGCCGAGCCUGCCGUGGUCGCAGAGGAAGACUGAGAGUCCGUGGGCGGUGUAUGAGGAUGGUCGCUUGUUGAUGGUAAUGAUACCAAGGAGAGCGAGCAGGACAAGGAACGGUCAAGACAUGCGGUGCGUGCGAGGGUCGAGGAUUUGGAGGGCCUGCGGACGACGCAUAUUGAUGUUGGCAUGCUGGGUCUGUUUCCCAGCGAGUGUAUGGAGUACGCCUCGAGUCUGGCGCAGGCCUCCGUGGACGUCAAGUAUUAAUGUGGCAUGGCGUGCCAAAUACGUGGGGCUUCGGUCGUGGCGGAUGCGCCUGGGACGAGGCAUGCGGUGUCGAGCUGAGUGUAUCUGCUGCGGGAGGUGUAGUGUUGAAGGCACGGUUAAGACAUUGACCCAGUACUUGUACGCAUGGAUGGCGGAGCAGUGUUCAGCAUGAAGUUAGUUCAUCAGAUAAGGUAGCUGCGAGGUUACCCUACAGUUAUCAGUUCUCGAGUUUUGUCCAGGUGUAAGUUUGACCUCGUCCUUGAACCACAGAGGGAUCAUGCAAAGCACAAGCCACAACUCCCUU